Molecule: messenger RNA, 1346 nt
Organism: Funneliformis geosporum
Lineage: Eukaryota; Fungi; Glomeromycota; Glomeromycetes; Glomerales; Glomeraceae
Source: the annotation of a GenBank genome assembly
CGAAUACGGAAAAUGUGUUCUACCAUGAUGCAAAAGGAAAGCAAUUGCAAGAAAUUGAUCUGUACAGUGAUGAAGAACAGGAAGAGGUCGAGAAUUUGAUUGAUACAACUUACAAAUUCUUUCACAAAAGUAAAUACUUGAAUCAUUCAGAAGAAAAUAUAACUGCAGGAAGGGUUUUAGCGCUUGAAAUAGCGACUUACUAUUUUAAUGAACGAUGGGGAAAUAUGACGCAAAAAAAGAUGCUUAAAAUUGACCAGUCUUUUAGUGAUCUCACAACUGUGAUCAAACUUAUCCGAAGAGAUCUCAGUGCUAUUGAUGACAGAUCACACUUGAUUAUCUUCAUUCAAGUUGAUGAGUUCCAGCUUGAUCCCAAGCUCAUGGUUGCCAUGCUUCGCUAUUUAACGGAAUAUAUCGCGGAAGGUAAUUUCACAAAUGAAAGCACCGUUUUAAUUCCAUUCAUGACUGGUACAUCACCAAUAUCGAUUGAGAAUAUGGAAGUUUCUAACUGUUCUGCUACAAUGUAUUCUUUAAGACAUCAUUUUCUAUCUCCAUUAGGAAAAAAGAUUUCUUGCGAACUUGUUGCAAGUUCCGCACAUUAUCAUGCAUCAAUAAAAGGUUGUAAUAUGAUGUAUAUAGAGGUGAAAGAGAAUACCAAUACACUUGUGUCUGUAUUAAUUGAUGCUUGUGGUGGCAUUGCCAUUUGUCUGAUUCAACUUAGUACUACAGUUGGAACUUAUGAACAUAGAGGCAUUAUAUUUUUGAAGGUUGAUGAUGAUGAUGAAUUAACUGCAUGUUUUCUUCUGAUCUUUAUAAAUACUAUUGCUUCAAUAUAUAAACUUCGCUUCUUAGAAAUUUUGUUAAACCUCUUGUGCCGAUUGGAUGAAGAUUCUUUUCCAGAUUUUAUCAUGGCUAAACAUUACUCAGAAUACUAUUUGCUGCGGCAGGCAGGUUAUACAACUGUCCAGUUUAGGGAAAUAUAUGGAAACUUUGUUCUACGUCCGAAAUGUCCCGGUAAAUAUUCCGAAUUUGAAAAGCCACAAAUAUCGGAUCGUAAGAAGAUAGCAGUUAUUGCAGAAGGUGAAAAGUACAAAGAAAUGAUUAUUGAUUCCACCAGUGAUGAACAGUAUAAGUAUGUUGCAGCGCUUUCAUCAAGGCAUCAGCUAUCAGCCAGCGCUGUUUGUCAAAUCAAUAUGGAAGUUGUCCUAAAUGAAAUCAAGAAGGCAAUUGCAGUAUUAUGCGGCAAUGACCUUUUUUCUUUUAUCGGUGUUUAUGGUGGGUUGUUGAGAUUCAUUGCAAAAUCACCAGACGAAUUAGAAUAUGAUGAAACCAAAGAUGAGAAAAAAUAA